UGAUCUCGAUCUGAGGACGACAACGACCACGCCUGCGCGCCAACCCAUAUCACUCCCACGGAGUAGAAUACGCAAGCCAUGAAACCGUCGCCGUCAGCUGACCAGCGCCGCCGAUCGAAUAGCAUAGCAGGACGCGCGAGCCUGGGCGCAGGUGGGCGGACGAGCAUUGGCUCUGCGACUGGGAGGACAAGUAUUGGGCCUGGCGGGAGCGGAAUUCCAACUAGAGCGCCACUGGGCACGAGUCGGUUAUCAGCGAUGCGCGCUUCGACUACACAACCGAGCUAUGAUUUCCUGACGGGCACUGAGGCGAGGAAGGAGGGGGAGGGGCUUUCGAGGCCGCCUUCUAGGGGAGGGGGAAGGAUGAGGACACCAAGCAAUGAGAAUUUGCGCGGCUCGACGACGAAUCUGCCUAUCCAUAGCGCGGCUGCGCAGGAAUUAAAUGAGCUGAAAGCUGAGGUCAAGGCGCUGAAGUACAAGAUUUCGAGUUCGGCGCAGGAGGAAGAGUUAGCGGGCUUGAGGCGAGAGGCGGAGUUACGAGAGGUGAGGCGGAAGGGGGAGGAGGAUUUCAGGAAGAUGCAAGCUGCGGAGGGCGAGAGGAAUAAGGCGGUCAGGGCACUGGAAGAGAUGAAGGCGGAGGUCGAAAGAAAGAGGGAUGCAGAGAUCGGGGAUACCGGACGACUAGAGAAGAAGGCUAGAGAUGCUGAGGAGGGGAGGAGGGUCGCCGAGGAAGAAGUUGAGGAGCUCAGGACAGAGGCAGAAGAGCGGGUUAGGGGGCUCGAAAGGCGGCUGGCAGACGAGCAGAGCCGAACCUCAACGCUACAACGCACUGUCCAGGAGCUACAACAAGAUUCUGAGGCCAAGGAUGUGGCGAUGCAAGAAGUCCAACAAAUUCUCCAGAAGAAGGAUGCAGAGAUCGGAGCCCUGGAGGCAGAAGUGUUGAGGCUUAAAGCGCAAACUGGCGACGUUGAUACGCUCGAUAUCAUCAAGCGCGAGCUCUCGGAGCAAGUAACGCACAUCCGCACACUGGAGGCGAGCAACCGUGAGCAGGCGCGCGAGUUGAAGCACCUGCGCAUGCUGCACAAGAGCGUCGAGGUGGUGGAAGAGGAGAAGAGACAGCUUCAGCGCAAGGUGGGGCAAAUGGAGGACCUGCAGCAAGAGCUGGGUGAGGCGCGCCUGCAGCGCCAGAGGCUCGAGGAUGAGCGCCUCGCAUGGACGGCGUAUCUCGAGUCACAGGAUGGAAACGUGGAAUUCGAAUCCCCUGAAGCCCUGGCACGAGCGCUUGUCCAAGAGCGUCUGGAGGCAGCGACGCAGUUGGAGAAACUUGGGCGGCUGGAACCGGCCUUGUCGGAACGCGACGAGAUUAUCAAGUCUCUCGAAGGCGAGAAGGCAAGAUUAGCCAGCCAGCUCGACAAGGCGAAUAAGGAAGGCGGUGGUGGCGAUGUGAAGGCCCGCCAAAGGUUAGAACGACAGCGCACUCUUGCCCUCAAGGAAGUCGAGUAUCUCCGCGCCCAGCUCAGCGCCCUCGAUGGCGAGGAAUCGACCAUGGAACUCCCAUCCUACGACGCCGCAAAGGCGGAGCGCAUCACUUCCCUCGAAGAAAUGGUCGCGGCCUACUCCACCGAAGUAGCAACUCUGCAUGCCGAGAUUGCAUCUGCUCCCGUCACCACCACGACUCUGAAACGCACACGCGAUGAGGCACCCGAUGAGCAAGAGCGCCUCGGCUCGCUGACACGCAAGAAUAGAAAGCUGCAGGACGAAUUAUCAACGGCGCAAUCCGCGGCACAGAAACUCACCAAGGAGCUCUCGGUCACAAAGGAACGACUCACUGCCGCAACUGCACACAAACAGACGCGCGUCCUGGAAUUAAGAGAUAACCCCACUGCGAACGCAGAGGCGAUUAAGAUGUCGACCCUGAACGCCCUCAAAGAAGAGAACGCCGCGCUCGUGGCCCAACUUCUUGCUGGACCAACCACAACCCGCUCCUCCGCAUCCGCCAAGACCGUCCCUCUGGCAACGCUCGAAUCCGCACAGCGCGAAUGCCGCGAACUCGAAGCGCAGGCGGCCUCGUCACGCAAGGCGAUGGCUCGACUGAAGCAGGUAUGGGGUGCGAAGACGGCUGAGUUCCGUGAGGGCAUCGCCAGUCUCCUGGGAUGGCGCGUCGAGUUCAUGCCAAAUGGUAAGAUGCGCGUUAGCAGCAUCUUUUACCCCGGCACCGAAGACGAGGAGCGUAGCAUUGUGUUCGAUGGCGAGGCGGGGACGAUGAAGGUCUCGGGUGGAGCGAGGAGUGCGUUUGCGGGGAAGAUUGCGGAGAGUGUCAAGUUUUGGGUUAGGGAGAGGGGGGAGAUUCCUUGCUUGCUUGCGGCGCUUACAUUGGAGUUUUAUGAGGAGGGGACGAGGGGUGCUGGGGCGUAGUGGGUGAAUAUGAGUAUAGCUGUAUAUAGGCUUGAGCGAGGAGUUUGGAGUUGGUUCGUUGCUGGGCUGGUUGGCUAUUAGAUGAGCCCCUGGGAUUUAGCUUGGGGCCGGGGGGGAGGUUAGUUCGUGUCUACAACGAAUCGAGGCGGAGACACUAGUAGUCAAUACGAUGAGCAUAUGGACUAUAUAAGCGACAGUCAAGAUGAGGGCGUACACGAUACACACAUCUGGUCAUCCAUUUUCAGAACAAAG
Pseudogymnoascus verrucosus is the source of this 2664-nucleotide messenger RNA. RefSeq names its product coiled-coil domain-containing protein mad1 (gene MAD1). The record is from RefSeq and is a predicted model, not a curated record. Gene Ontology annotation, cellular component: kinetochore; mitotic spindle; nuclear envelope. Gene Ontology annotation, biological process: mitotic spindle assembly checkpoint signaling; attachment of mitotic spindle microtubules to kinetochore. The transcript is spliced from 2 exons. Lineage: Eukaryota; Fungi; Ascomycota; Leotiomycetes; Thelebolales; Thelebolaceae. The coding region runs from base 79 to 2412 and encodes 777 amino acids.